CCCUGCCGGACUCGUCGAUCUCCUCCAAGAAACCCCACGCAGCCACGCUCUCCACUCCUCUCCCCUGCUUUCGCCGGCGCUCGAGCGGUAGCAAUGUCGUCGUCCUCCAAGAUCUUCGCCGCCACAGAGAGCGGGCACCACCUUCUCAAGAUCGAGAACUAUUCCAGCACCAAGAGCGCCUUCCCCAACGGACAAGCUGUCAAGUCCCACCCGUUCAGCAUCGGCGGCCACCGAUGGAGCAUCCUGUAUUACCCCAACGGUAUGAACAAGUACUUCCCGCGCUACGUCUCCCUCUACCUGGUGCUCGAGGAGAGGGUGGCCAGCCCGGUGACUGCGCGGGUCCAGUUGAGCUUCGCGCCCGCGGCCGCGGGGGAGGAGCGGCACCUCCUCCUGCCCUGCUUCCCCAAGAAGACGAAGACGGCGCCGGUCAAGUCCGUUGAGCGGAAGCUCGGUUCCUUCGGCUCGUUGGGAUGGGCGGAAUUCAUCGAGAGGGCGGAUCUGGAGAAAUCGAGGCAUCUCGUGGACGAUUCCUUCACCUUGAGGUGCGAGAUCCUCGUCAUCAACGGCUUCCGCGCCGAGGGCUCGGCUCCGGCCGUGCCGAGGGCGUUCGUGACCGUGCCACCGUCCGACCUUGGCCAGUGCCUCCGUGGCCUCCUCGAGACCGGGAGCGGCGCCGACGCCACGUUCGAGGUGGCCGGCGAGACCUUCUCCGCGCACCGCUGGCUGCUCGCGGCGCGGUCGCCCACGUUCAGCGCCGAGCUCCUCGAGCAGGGCGGCGUGGUGCGCGUGGACAAGAUGGAUCCCCGGGUCUUCAAAGCGCUUCUCGUCUUCAUGUACACCGACUCCCUGUCCCUGCCGGAGACGACCACGAAGCAGGAGGAGUCUUCCGCCUUGGCGCAGCACCUGCUCGUGGCGGCGCACCGGUACGGCAUGGAGAGGCUGAAGCUGCUCUGCGAGGAGAGGCUGUGCAAGGACAUCGACGUGGGCACGGCGGCGAGCAUCCUCGCGCUGGCUGAGCCGCUCGGCUGCCGCGGGCUCAAGGACGCGUGCUUCGAUUUCCUCGGCCGCUCGCCGGCGAACCUGAAGGCCGUCAUGGCCAGCGACGGCUUCGCGCAUCUGAGCGCGACCUGCCCCUCCGUCCUGAAGGAGCUGGUCACCCUGGGAUCGGCGCGUCGACUGGUUCAGUGAUCGAUGUUCACUGUGGUAGCAUGGCAUGCCAUGCUCGAUCCAUCCCGGGUUUUCACUGGAUCGUUGCCUAUAUCGUCAGGUAGUAUUUCUCUGCUGGUUUCAGUAAUGGUCUUUGGAUUUAUGGCACCAAUUAGUUCUCUUGGUAUAUGACUACAUUAUGGAUAUCCUAAACUAGCUUCUUCUAAUGGACUCAUAACCAGCACUUUUGCCCAA
This is a messenger RNA of Lolium perenne, 1401 nucleotides long. RefSeq names its product BTB/POZ and MATH domain-containing protein 2-like. Lineage: Eukaryota; Viridiplantae; Streptophyta; Magnoliopsida; Poales; Poaceae. Gene Ontology annotation, molecular function: protein binding. Gene Ontology annotation, biological process: protein ubiquitination. The record is from RefSeq and is a predicted model, not a curated record.